Molecule: messenger RNA, 1311 nt
Organism: Penicillium subrubescens
Lineage: Eukaryota; Fungi; Ascomycota; Eurotiomycetes; Eurotiales; Aspergillaceae
Product: cytochrome P450
Exons: 4
Coding region: 1-1311 (436 amino acids)
Molecular function (GO): monooxygenase activity; heme binding; iron ion binding
Source: RefSeq, a predicted model, not a curated record
AUGCGUGGGACUCUUCCAUUUGACAUGCUCGAGCUGCAUAAGCAUUAUGGCGACAUCGUUCGCAUUGCCCCGGAUGAACUCGCCUUCUCCCACCCUGAUGCCUGGAAAGAUAUCAUGGGACACAAGAAAGGGGAGCACGAGCUCAGCAAAGCAGCGUGGUUCUAUCAACCGAUAGAAGAGCUACCUAGACAUAUUGUCAACGAAGAGAGAGAAGAGCAUGGCCGCCUCCGCCGACAAAUGGCUCAUGGAUUUUCAGAAAAGUCAAUGCGGUCUCAAGAGCCUUUGAUACGGAGUUACGUUAAUCUUCUUAUUCAAAGACUGCGUGAACGCUCUCGAGAUGAAAAUUCAGUCAUAAUAUCGGAUUGGUACAAUUAUACCACUUUUGAUAUCAUUGGAGACUUGGCUUUCGGUGAGCCGUUUGGCAGCCUGGAGGGCUCAAAUUAUGAUGCUUGGAUCAAAAGCAUCUUCCAGUCGGGACAGCUGGGUACAAUUAUUCAAACUCUGGCGUUCUAUCCUUCAAUCAAGAAAGUACUGCUAUCGUUGGUGCCGAAAUCAAUGCGCAACGCCCAAGAACAGCACAAUAGACUCACCAAGGCGAAGAUGCUACGAAGAAUGGAACGCACCGAAGGGAGGGACGAUUUGAUCGAAGGUCUGCUCAAAAAGAAGGAUGAAUUGAAUCUGACUGUUGAGAAAUUGAUUGCAAAUGCCGAGAUUCUCAUUAUCGGUGGCUCAGAGACGACUGCAUCUUUGCUGAGCGGAGUAACUUACCUUCUUCUCACAAACGAGGCUACAUAUGGAAAAUUGAAAAAGGAAAUACGCAAUGCUUUCCAAUCCCAGGAGGAGAUUGAUUUGAUCUCGGUCGCCCGGCUCCCAUACCUCCAGGCAUGCCUGGAGGAAAGACUACGCAUGUAUCCUCCUAUAGCAAAUGGGCUGCCGCGGGUCUGCCCUCCUGGCGGAGCGACAAUCAUAGGAAACAUGAUACCAGGAAAUACUUAUGUUUCCAUUCAUCAAUGGGCACUUUAUCGACGUGAAGAGUACUUCAAAGAAGCAAAUAUCUAUCACCCCGAGCGAUUCUUGGGGCAUCCAGAUUUUACGGACGAUAGGCGCGAGGUGCUGCAACCUUUCCAUGUUGGGCCAAGGAAUUGCCUAGGUCGAAAUCUUGCAUACAGUGAAAUGCGCCUGAUUCUCGCCUUGGUCAUUUUUAAUUUUGAUCUUCAAAUCUCGGAGGAAUCUAAUGACUGGAUUCAGCAGAAAAACUUCCUUAUGUGGCAGAAACACCCUCUGAAGGUUUAUCUGCAACCUGUUGUCUGA